GUGCCAUGGGGCGCGGCAACCAUACGACCGGCAGAACGCGAUACGGGCGGCAUACGGGCAGCAAGACGCCCGCGAGAGAGCAGCGAAAGAAGCGGCCGGCCAGUAGUGAAUCUCCAUCAUUGCUACUGCUGCUGCUGCUGCUGCUCUGGUUCUUCUCCCUCCGCCGCCGCCUCCUCUUUUCCUCGCACCUCCAAGCUGCCAUCGCUCCCCUAGCGCUUCAGUCUUGGUGGUCUUCAUCUCCAGCCUCUUUUCCCCCACCUUACUCGCUCGCUUUCUGCUGGUUUCAACGUUUCCCCCCUCCAACCGUCUAUACUUCUCUCGUCCAUGCCGCCCAUCCUUCCGCUACGCUGCACAGUCGUCUUGCCCGCUUCGUGAGCGUUGACGUCCACACACUCGAAGUUUACAACCUCUCGACGACGGUUGGCUUGUACGGACCUUCGCGAGACCCCUAUACGCUCUACCACGGUCAAUACUUCUGUCCUCAUCUGGUUUGGCCCUGUCCCUUCUCCGCGACCGCGGUGGUUCAGGGAAUCGUACUCGGUCGCGGCAGCUGGGAUCUUACGAGUUUCGGUGCUGGCGCAUUACUGAACGGUAUGUUCUUCAAGGCUUUUCAGCUGGAUACAGAGUUGGUGUCGGACACACGCGAUAUCCUCAGGGCGUUUCAGACCCGAGUCCGAGUCCGGAUCGCUGCUGUUGGAUCGGCGCAGUUCCCAGAGCCCAAACCGGGAGCGAAAGUGACUUUCGCUCCGUCUGGGGUGUGAUCAGAACCUCCGCACCGCCUUUGGCAACUCUCCUCCCCCCCUCGUCCUCGACAAUUUCCUCGACUCCCUCCUCCUCAGUUGAUGUUUCCCAUUCCGCAUCUUCUUGGUCGUAUCAUGUUGUCUCUCACCUUUUCUAACGCUCUGUUCUCCAUU
Messenger RNA from Aspergillus sclerotioniger CBS 115572, 914 nucleotides. RefSeq lists its product as uncharacterized. The record is from RefSeq and is a predicted model, not a curated record. The transcript has a single exon. NCBI's taxonomy places the organism in Eukaryota, Fungi, Ascomycota, Eurotiomycetes, Eurotiales, Aspergillaceae. Bases 6 to 761 code for a protein of 251 amino acids.